Molecule: messenger RNA, 2641 nt
Organism: Eriocheir sinensis (Chinese mitten crab)
Lineage: Eukaryota; Metazoa; Arthropoda; Malacostraca; Decapoda; Varunidae
Exons: 1
Coding region: 12-1892 (626 amino acids)
Source: RefSeq, a predicted model, not a curated record
ACGGCGAGGUGAUGCCCGCGUUGAACAUCUCCGCGAUUGUCAGGAAGACGGUGGACAACGUGCUGCAGGCGACCCUUGGCGGCGGCACGGCACCAACCAACGCCGCCACGAGGCGACGCGGGGCCCCGCGAACCCGGCGGCGGCGCAGCGCCCCUGCAGGGGUGGAGGAGGACCAGAGGCAGGAGGAGGAGGAGGAGGAGGCUAAAGACGAGGAGGAGGCCGAGGAGCUGCCGGAGCCCGCGGGCCUGGCGUGGGUGGACCCGGCGCGACUGGUGAGUCAGGGCGCGCGCGUGCAGGACGUGCCGUCCCUCGCCAACCUGGUGGGGCUGCGGCUCUUCAAGUACCAGUUUCCGCCGCCACGGCCCCCCGCCGCCUCCGCCAGCACGCCGCUCCCCGCCGCCCAUCCCCACGCCCAUGUCAAUGACAUCGCGCCGGCCUUCGGGGACACCUUCCACGACGCCUUCGACAGGUACUACAAGACCUUCAGGAGGAGCGACGUUUACUUCCCCGAGGCGACCAGCGGCGGCAGCGGCGUGGGAGAGCCGUUCCCGCCCCGUCCCGCCCCGCCGUACGCCCCGCCGCGCCCCGCCUUCCCCGGCAGCAGCGCCGCCGAAGCUCUCCUCAACAUGCUCAACCCUCUAAACCUCUUCAGCCACAAUCAGUUCCCACAGCUGCCGCGCUACCCGCACCCCGCACCUCCGCCCUUUCCUCCGCCCACGGCAAGACACCCACACGCCCGCAACAUACCUACGGACAAGGAGGUGCUCGGCGGGGGUAGCGGCGGCGGCGGCAUCCAGUACGAGGUGAUCGUAAACGAGGAGGCGGAGCGUCAGCGCGGCUACCAGUACAAGGAGGACUACCCGCUGCGGGAAGACCUGUACGUGGGCCAGGACGGGAACAUCUACCUCAAGGACGGCGCGGCGCUCACCACCACCCUACCGCCCGCACCCACCACCCCGCGACACCGGCCCCCCGUCCACCACCACCACGACCCCCACCACAACGACCCCCACCACAACGACCCCCACCACAACGACCCCUUCCUGAGAGAGUAUUCCGAGCUGCUGCAGAACCACAACCUCGGCAACCACAAAUAUCUGGAUGACUAUAUCGACCCCGACGCUGACGACGACGACUACGCGGAAUACGGUGACGACCCCACCACCUACACCCACUACACCCACAACGACCACCACUACAUCACACCCAGACCCUCCCUCAACCCCACACACACCCACACCCAAACCUACACCUACACAGAUGCACCCUAUGACAACUGGUCCCCCCCGAGCUACAGGCAACAGCGGGGACCAUACUCACACUACCCCCCACAUUCCCCUUACACCCCCCAGCCCCCUCGUGCCCCCCGUGGCCCCCCGUCGCCUUGGUCACUAGAUUCGGGCUUCUGGGGAUGGUUACUCGGCCCUCUCAGUCGCCCAGCCUACCCGACACAUUUCUACAGCCCAAGGGAGGUACACAUGCCCAGGGUACGGUACAAUAUUGACAUGCCCAGACAGUACACUUCCCGCACGACCGUACCAACCAUAUCAGCGCCACACCCACAACACAUACCCCGGACACAUCCCCCACGUAUCCAGCCCACUCGCCCGCACUACCAGCCAGUCUCAAGCCCCUCCACCGCCCCCUCGGCCUCUGUAUCUACCCCCGCCCCACCCCAGCCUAAAUCCCCCUCACCACCGGGUUCUGAGGGCAGGAAUGAAGGGUUCUAUCCAGGCAAUGGGUUCUUUGACUCCGAUUUCUCGACGGUGUUCCGUAUGGCCGGGUCUCAGCCUGUUAUAAAGGUGAAGACGCCCCCGCAGUCACAGCCCAUAGCCAAGACCACGCCCACACCCACGCCCACACCCACACCCACACCCGCUAAAACCCCCUGAACACACACACACACACACACACACGUAUCCAAAGAGUCUAGAGAUACUUCAUUUGUAUAUUUUAUGUAUUUAUCUAUUUAUUUAUUUAGAUAUGGGUUUAUUUACUUAGAUAUUUAUUGACUGAGGAAGUAUAUUAAGCAUGUAUGCGUGGCAGGAAGUAGAAUGUGAUAUGUAGAUUUGCUUUAUUUAUUUCCUUAUUGUUGUUGUUGUUGUUGUUGUUGUUGUUACACGAUUUUGUUCAGAAGUAGUUUGUAGGUAAAGGUUGUCGUAUAUUAAAGUUCUUGUUUGUAGUUCUAUCAGCACGUUACUGUUGAUGUUAUUGUUUGUUUCACAUGUAAAUAGUAUGUUCAGUCCCCUAUGUCUACUCCCCUGACUAACUCAAGGCGUUUAUUUUAUUUUAUUAUUAUUAUUAUUUUUUUUUUUUUAGCACUUGUCCCCCACCAUUGUAUCUUUUUAGUUUCCUGGUGCUAUCUACACAUGUAUCCUUAGUUGUAUAAUCACACUCUGUACUGCCUGGGGGUUGGGAUGGCUUGUUCCUCCCUUCUCCUUUGUUGUUUACUUGCAACAAUAAACUAUCAAUCAAUCAAUCAAUAGUUAUGGAGUAGUAUAAUCACCGUCCCUGUUGUUAUUGCUGUUGUUGUUGUCGAGUGGUGGGAAAGCUUUUAAUAUGCAAACAUUGUUAUCGAUUUUAUUAUUAUUAUUGUCAUUAUUCACACGCGAGGUAAUCAAAAUAAACUUGUUGAUUAAUA